GGAACUGGAGAAGCUUUACCUGGACUGUAGUCCGCGUCCAUGGUAUCCCUUCCAAUGGGUCUGGUAUCCUCUUUUUCCUGGUUUCAGCCCCUCAUCCUUGUGUGUUCUCUUUCGGUCGUCGUUCUUGCGCAGAGUCACUGUGCGAAUUAUGGUCAACCGAAUCCCAAUAAUGCCUCCGCCUGCCUCUGUCCAUCCGGUUUCGGCGGCCCGUCAUGCUCUUCUGCAGCUUGCGGUGGGGACAUAUUCCAGGGUGUCCACCGAUCUUUAGCUAGCAACGGCAAUGUCACGUCUCCAGGGUGUGCGUGCGAGAGUGGAUGGAUCGGGACAGGGUGCAACGUGUGCCAGACAUCGAGCGCGUGUCAAGGAGCGUUCAGCGCGUCUGGCGCGGCGGCAUCCAACGUGUCAUCCAUCACGAGCACUGGAGCAGGAGAAGGCUUGAAUAACGCUACGGUCGUGUGCAACACGGAGGCGAGGGUCUAUGCGGCCAGCCAAAUGAGUUGUGAAGUCCUUAAUCCGACCCUUCAGUCGCUCUACCCUCUAUCAACCGCACUGAACAUCAUUCGUACUCUCCAACCCGGCUUUUCGCCGAUUCCCAACACGACUUCUUAUGGUUCAGAGGGAUCCGUUUUCGCGUCCCUCUUUUACUCGGGCAUCGAGCAGUUCUCCUGCACAGCUGGCAACUGCACGCAGACGCUGAGCAGCACCGCAACGAAAUGGGAUUGCCAAAAUCUCAAGUGUGCGUGCAUCGCAAAUACGACGUUUUGUGGGGGCGGGGGUAUCGUGGAUAUCUCUGGUACG
Mycena citricolor is the source of this 798-nucleotide messenger RNA. The record is from the annotation of a GenBank genome assembly. NCBI's taxonomy places the organism in Eukaryota, Fungi, Basidiomycota, Agaricomycetes, Agaricales, Mycenaceae.